AUGUCAGAAGUUGUGCGUGCGGCUGGUCUCGUGGUAUUCCGAAAGAUAACGAAUCGCGUGGAGUUUCUGCUUCUCCAAGCAAGUUAUCCUCCUUAUCACUGGACUCCCCCGAAAGGUCAUGUCGAUCCUGGCGAGGAUGAAUGGGUGGCAGCCCUACGUGAAACGAAGGAAGAAGCUGGAAUUUUGCAAGAUCAACUGAAAAUCUAUGAGGAUUGCCAUGAAACCCUUAGAUAUGAUGUGAAAGGAAAGCCUAAGACGGUGAAAUACUGGCUGGCACUACUGAAAAAUCCGGAUGAUGUAAAACUCUCACAUGAGCACCAAACAUGGAAGUGGGCUGAACUUGACGAAGCCGUGAAAAUAGCCGAUUAUGCGGAAAUGGGAGCUUUGCUGCGGAAGUUCAAAGCAUAUGUGGAUAAUAUGAAGUCAUAG
Haemonchus placei is the source of this 429-nucleotide messenger RNA. The record is from the annotation of a GenBank genome assembly. Lineage: Eukaryota; Metazoa; Nematoda; Chromadorea; Rhabditida; Trichostrongylidae.